Molecule: messenger RNA, 714 nt
Organism: Brugia malayi
Lineage: Eukaryota; Metazoa; Nematoda; Chromadorea; Rhabditida; Onchocercidae
Gene: Bma-algn-13
Product: glycosyltransferase 28 domain containing 1, putative
Exons: 2
Coding region: 1-714 (237 amino acids)
Biological process (GO): dolichol-linked oligosaccharide biosynthetic process
Molecular function (GO): hexosyltransferase activity
Source: RefSeq, a predicted model, not a curated record
AUGUCCGAUCCUCAUGAUUUGACAAAAACGUGGGGUGACAUAGAUUCGGCGGUUCGUCGGAUAGCAGCACGCUGUGAAGUUUACAAGGAUCCUACCGAUCGGGUAUUUUCUGAAGCAACAGAAGCAGGAAAGCUAGUAGAAAUUAAAGAAUCAUUUGAGGAAGAAGCGUUACAAUUUCGUCUAGCUGUUAUUCGUCAACGCUUGAAACAAGAAAAACGUGACAGCUGGCUUCGACCAAUUGGAAGUACAGAAUUUGAUGCAUUAAUACGUGUGGUAGUUGAACGGAAAUUUUUGGAAUCGUUGAAAGAAAUUGGUAUUACCGAUUUACUCAUACAAAUGGGCAAAGGUAAAAUAGAGCUUGAAAAAGGUAAUCAUUAUGGUAUAAAUAUCAAUUACUAUCGUUACAAAGAUGAUAUUUUACAAGAUAUUGCUGAAGCAGACUUGGUAAUUGGACAUGCUGGUGCUGGAACAUGUCUUGAAGUGCUUCGAUAUAAGAAACCACUUGUGGUAGUGGUUAAUGAAGAGUUAAUGAAUAAUCAUCAGUGGGAACUUGCUGAACGCUUACAAGAGUUGGGCCAUAUUUUCUGCACCAGACCAAACGAUUUAGCUGAAGUUAUCAAAUCACCUGAAAUUUUCAAACGUAGACCAUUUGCAGGACCUGAUUAUUCAAAUUUAGCAAAUAUUAUUCUUAGACAUAUUGGAAUAGACAUAUAA